Molecule: messenger RNA, 9353 nt
Organism: Lonchura striata (white-rumped munia)
Lineage: Eukaryota; Metazoa; Chordata; Aves; Passeriformes; Estrildidae
Gene: FBN2
Product: fibrillin 2
Molecular function (GO): calcium ion binding
Source: RefSeq, a predicted model, not a curated record
AUGGGCCGGCGGCGGCUCUGCUGGGCUCGGCGCUGCUGCCUCCUGUCUUUGUGCCUGGGCUGCCUGGCUCUGUGCGCUCAGGGGGCGGCCGGCAGGCAGCACCGACCGCCGCCGCUCCGGCCGCAUCCCCGCGCUCCGCCCGCGCACCGGGAGGACGGCACCGGGAGCGCCGCCGGCCGGGUCCGCCGGCGAGGACAGCAGGAUGCGCUUCGAGGGCCAAAUAUCUGUGGUUCCAGAUUCCGCUCCUACUGUUGCCCUGGGUGGAAAACACUUUCUGGAGGAAAUCAGUGCAUUGUUCCAAUUUGCAGGAAUAGCUGUGGUGAUGGAUUUUGUUCCCGUCCCAACAUGUGCACUUGUGCCAAUGGGCAGAUAUCACCCACGUGUGCAGCAAGACCUGCCCAGCAGUGCAGCAUCAGCUGCAGGAACGGCGGGACGUGCGUGGAUGAGCAGUGCCAGUGCCAGAAGGGCUUCUCUGGUGCUCACUGUGAGCAGCCUGUCUGUGAGAGUGGCUGUCAGAACGGAGGACGCUGUGUUGGACCCAAUCGUUGUGCUUGUGUCUAUGGCUUCACUGGCCCUCAGUGCCAAAGAGAUUACAGGACAGGCCCGUGCUUCACCCAGGUGAGCAAGCAGAUGUGCCAGGGCCAGCUGACGGGGAUUGUGUGCACCAAGUCCCUGUGCUGUGCCACCGUGGGGCGAGCCUGGGGCCACCCCUGCGAGAUGUGCCCUGCCCAGCCCCAGCCCUGCCGCCGCGGCUUCAUCCCCAACAUCCGCACCGGCGCCUGCCAAGAUGUUGAUGAGUGCCAGGCUAUCCCUGGGGUCUGCCAAGGAGGAAACUGUGUUAAUUCAGUAGGUUCAUACGAGUGCAAGUGUCCUGUGGGCCACAAACAGAAUGAAGCAACUCAAAAAUGUGAUGAUAUUGAUGAAUGCAGUGUCAUCCCAGGGAUUUGUGAGGGUGGUGUUUGCUCCAACACUGUGGGGAGUUAUUUCUGCAUCUGCCCUCAGGGUUUUGUCACAUCUGUGGAUGGAUCCUGCACCCCUGAUCAGAGAGCAGGCAGCUGCUUCUCCAGCUCUGCGAGUGGCCGCUGCGUGCAGGAGCUGCCCGGGAGGCUCACCCGAAGGCAGUGCUGCUGUGAGUCUGGCUACUGCUGGGCCAGUGGCUCUGCCCCAGAGCUGUGUCCUGCCAGAGGAUCUGAUGACCACCGCAGGCUGUGUGUGGACGGUGUCCCUGCCCGAGGCGGCGCCCGGCGCGGCGGAGCAGGAGGGAAUGGGUUCCAUCCCGGGGGAAAUGGAAAUGGAUUCGGACCAAGAGGAGCUGGCUUCAUCCCAGUCCCAGGAAGCAAUGGGUUCUCCCCGGCUGCGGGUGGAGCAGGGGUAGGAGCAGGUGGUCACAGCUCCACUGGAAGUGGCCCGAUCAUUACGGGGCUGACAAUACUCAAUCAGACAAUUGACAACUGCAAGCACCAUCCCAACCUUUGCCUGAAUGGACGCUGUAUACCAACCCCCUCUAGUUACAGAUGUGAAUGCAACAUGGGAUAUAAGCAGGAUGCAAAUGGGGAUUGUAUAGAUGUUGAUGAGUGCACAUCAAACCCCUGCUCCAACGGGGACUGUGUCAACACACCUGGUUCCUAUUACUGCAAGUGCCACGCAGGUUUCCAGAGAACUCCCACCAAGCAAGCCUGCAUUGAUAUCGACGAGUGUGUUCAGAAUGGUGUUCUUUGUAAAAAUGGGCGUUGUGUGAACACUGAGGGAAGCUUCCAGUGCAUUUGCAAUGCUGGGUUUGAACUGACUACAAAUGGAAAAAACUGUGUGGACCAUGAUGAGUGUGCCACAACAAACAUGUGCUUGAAUGGGAUGUGCAUAAACGAGGAUGGGAGUUUUAAAUGCAUCUGUAAACCAGGAUUUGUCCUGGCUCCAGAUGGACGUUUCUGUACUGAUAUUGAUGAAUGCCAGACAUCAGGAAUUUGCAUGAAUGGUCAUUGCAUAAAUACUGAAGGCUCAUUUAGGUGUGACUGUCCACCUGGCUUGGUUGUUGGAGUUGAUGGUCGUGUGUGUGUAGAUACUCACGUGCGUAGCACAUGCUAUGGAGGCAUCAGGAAAGGGCUGUGUGUCCGUCCCUUCCCUGGUGCUGUGACAAAGUCUGAAUGCUGCUGUGCCAGCCCUGACUAUGGCUUUGGAGAGCCGUGCCAUCCCUGCCCCGCUAAAAACUCAGCUGAGUUCCAUGGCCUGUGUAGCAGUGGAAUAGGUAUUACUGUUGAUGGAAGAGACAUUAACGAGUGUGCUCUGGAUCCUGAUAUUUGCUCCAAUGGGAUUUGUGAAAACCUGCGAGGCAGCUAUCGCUGUAACUGCAACAGUGGCUACCAGCCUGAUCCUGCUGGAACCAAUUGCGUGGAUGUUGACGAGUGCUCUGUGAACGGGCUGCUGUGUGACAACGGGCUCUGCCGGAACACCCCGGGCAGCUACAGCUGCUCCUGCCCCAGGGGUUACCUGUUCAGCUCGGAGACUGACACCUGUGAAGAUAUAAAUGAAUGUGAAAGCAGCCCAUGUGUCAAUGGUGCCUGCAGGAACAACCUUGGGUCGUUCCACUGUGAAUGUUCAUCUGGCAGCAAGUUGGACCCUACAGGACUGAUUUGUAUUGACAGCCUGAAGGGGACUUGUUGGCUUAAUAUCCGAGACAGCCGCUGUGAAGUCAACAUCAAUGGUGCCACGCUGAAAUCUGAGUGCUGUGCUACUUUAGGAGCAGCCUGGGGCAGCCCAUGUGAACGGUGUGAAUUGGACACAGCUUGCCCAAGAGGAUUUGCCAGAGUGAAGGGUGUUACCUGUGAAGACGUGAACGAGUGCGAGGUUUUCCCUGGGGUUUGUCCCAAUGGGCGUUGCAUCAACAGCAGAGGCUCCUUCCACUGCGAGUGUCCCGAGGGGCUGACCCUGGAUGGAACAGGGCGAGUGUGUUUAGAUAUUCGCAUGGAGCCGUGCUACCUGCGGUGGGAGGAGGAGGAGUGUGUGCAGGCAGUGCCCGGCAGGCUGAGGAUGGAUUCCUGCUGCUGUGCCGUGGGAGCUGCCUGGGGCUCCUCCGGCUGCCAGCGCUGCCCCGCGCCCGGCUCCCAGGAACACCAGGACCUGUGCCCCAGGGGCCCCGGCUUCUCCAACCGGGGCGAUGUUCUCACUGGAAGGCCGUUCUACAAAGAUAUCAAUGAAUGUAAAGUGUUCCCUGGCAUGUGCAUGAAUGGUAAAUGUAGAAACACAAUUGGAAGUUUCAAAUGCAGAUGCAACAGUGGGUUCACUUUAGAUAUGGAGGAAAGAAACUGUACAGACAUUGAUGAGUGCAGGAUCUCCCCAGACUUGUGUGGAAGUGGCACUUGUGUCAACACUCCUGGCAGCUUUGAGUGUGAGUGCUUUGAUGGUUAUGAAAGUGGAUUUAUGAUGAUGAAGAACUGCAUGGAUAUAGAUGAGUGUGAACGCAACCCUCUGCUGUGCAGAGGUGGCACCUGUGUGAACACUGAGGGCAGCUUUCACUGUGACUGUCCCCUGGGGCAUGAGCUGUCACCAUCCCAGGAGGAAUGCUUGGAUGUAAACGAGUGCUCGUUGAGCGACAGCCUCUGCAGGAAUGGGAGGUGUGUGAACAUGGUUGGGACCUACCAGUGCUUCUGUGACUCUGGGUACCAGCCCACUCCCGACAGACAGGCAUGCACAGAUAUUGAUGAGUGUAUGAUAAUGAAUGGAGGCUGUGACACCCACUGCACUAACUCAGAAGGCAGCUAUGAGUGCAGCUGCAGUGAUGGCUAUGCUCUGAUGCCAGAUGUCAGGACAUGUGCAGAUAUUGAUGAAUGUGAAAACAAUCCAGAUAUCUGUGAUGGUGGGCAAUGUAGCAAUAUCCCAGGGGAAUAUCGCUGUCUCUGUUAUGAUGGAUUUAUGGUUUCUAUAGACAUGAAAAGUUGUGUUGAUGUGAAUGAAUGUGAUUUGAAUUCUAACAUCUGCAUGUUUGGGGAGUGUGAAAACACCAAAGGCUCCUUCAUUUGUCACUGUCAAGCUGGGUAUUCAGUCAAGAAAGGAACCACAGGGUGCACAGAUGUGAAUGAGUGUGAAAUUGGAGCUCACAACUGUGACAUGCAUGCCUCUUGUGUCAACGUGCCAGGAAGUUUUAAAUGCAGCUGCAGAGAAGGUUGGGUUGGAAAUGGCAUUAAGUGUAUUGAUCUUGAUGAAUGCUCCAACGGGACCCAGCGGUGCAGCGCCAAUGCCCAGUGUGUGAACAGCCUGGGCUCCUACCACUGUGCCUGUGCAGAGGGAUUCACUGGAGAUGGCUUUACGUGCUCUGAUGUUGAUGAGUGUGCAGAGAAUGUCAACCUGUGUGAAAACGGGCAGUGCCUGAACGCCCCCGGCACCUUCCGCUGCGAGUGUGAGAUGGGGUUCACUCCUGCCUCCGACAGCAAGUCCUGCCAAGACACGGAUGAAUGCUCCUUCCAGAAUAUUUGUCUGUUUGGCACCUGCAAUAAUCUCCCAGGAAUGUUUCGUUGCAUCUGUGAUGAUGGCUAUGAACUCGAUCGAACUGGGGGAAAUUGCACAGAUAUUGACGAAUGUGCUGAUCCCAUUAAUUGUGUUAAUGGUCUUUGUGUAAACACUCCUGGAAGAUAUGAGUGCAAUUGUCCUCCAGACUUCCAGCUGAAUCCUACUGGAGUGGGUUGUGUGGAUAACCGUGUGGGCAGCUGCUACCUGAAGUUUGGACCAAGAGGGGACGGGGGCCUGUCCUGCAACACUGAGAUUGGGGUUGGGGUCACUCGUUCCUCGUGCUGCUGCUCGCUGGGAAAGGCUUGGGGGAACCCCUGUGAGACCUGUCCCCCUGUCAACAGCACUGAAUACAAUACUCUGUGUCCAGGGGGAGAAGGAUUCAGACCAAAUCCCAUCACUAUUAUUUUAGAAGACAUUGAUGAAUGUCAGGAGCUGCCAGGUCUCUGCCAAGGGGGAAAUUGCAUCAAUACUUUUGGCAGCUUCCAGUGUGAAUGCCCAAAAGGUUACUACCUCAGUGAAGAGACAAGAAUCUGUGAAGAUAUUGAUGAGUGUGUUGCACACCCUGGUGUCUGUGGUCCUGGCACCUGCUACAACACCUUGGGGAACUACACCUGCAUUUGUCCACCUGAAUAUAUGCAGGUGAACGGAGGACACAACUGCAUGGACAUGAGGAAAAGCUUUUGCUACAGAAGCUAUAAUGGAACUUCCUGUGAGAAUGAACUGCCCUUCAAUGUGACCAAAAGGAUGUGCUGCUGCACAUACAAUAUUGGGAAAGCCUGGAACAAACCCUGUGAGCCGUGUCCAACUCCAGGAACAGUUGAAUUCAAGAGCCUAUGCGGAAAUAUUCCUGGCUUCACUUUUGACAUCCAUACUGGAAAAGCUGUUGACAUUGAUGAGUGUAAGGAAAUCCCAGGAAUCUGUGCCAAUGGAGUUUGCAUCAAUCAGAUUGGCAGCUUCCGCUGUGAGUGCCCCACUGGAUUCAGUUACAAUGACCUGCUUCUGGUCUGUGAAGAUAUUGAUGAGUGCAGCAACGGGGACAACCUCUGCCAGAGAAAUGCUGACUGCAUCAACAGCCCUGGGAGCUACCGCUGUGAAUGUGCUGCUGGCUUUAAACUGUCCCCCAACGGUGCCUGCAUUGAUCGCAAUGAAUGUCUGGAAAUUCCUAACGUUUGCAGUCAUGGUUUGUGUGUGGACAUGCAGGGAAGCUACCAGUGCAUAUGUCACAAUGGCUUCAAGGCAUCCCAAGAUCAGACUAUGUGCAUGGAUGUUGAUGAGUGUGAACAGUAUCCAUGUGGAAAUGGAACCUGCAAGAACACAGUUGGAUCAUACAACUGCCUGUGUUAUCCAGGAUUUGAAUUAACUCGUAAUAAUGAUUGUGUGGAUAUUGAUGAGUGCAGUUCCUUUGGUCAGGUGUGCAGAAAUGGACGGUGCUUCAAUGAAAUUGGUUCUUUCAAAUGUUUGUGUAAUGAAGGAUAUGAGCUGACUCUGGAUGGCAAGAAUUGUGUUGACACCAACGAGUGUGUGGCGCUGCCUGGUUCGUGCUUUCCUGGUACCUGCCAAAAUUUGGAAGGAUCAUUCAGGUGCAUCUGUCCACCAGGAUACGAAGUAAAAAGUGAAAGUUGCAUUGAUAUUAACGAGUGUAACGAGGAUCCCAACAUCUGCCUCUUCGGGUCCUGUACCAACACCCAGGGAGGUUUCCAGUGCAUCUGUCCCACGGGUUUUGUGCUGUCUGAAAAUGGGCGGAGGUGCUUUGAUACUCGUCAGAGCUUCUGCUUCACCAACUUUGAGAAUGGGAAGUGCUCAGUGCCAAAGGCUUUCAACACCACAAAGGCCAAGUGUUGCUGCAGUAAAAUGCCAGGAGAAGGAUGGGGUGAUCCUUGUGAGCUCUGUCCAAAGGAAGAGGAAGUUGCUUUUCAGGACCUGUGCCCAUAUGGUCAUGGAACUAUUCCUGGAAUUGAUGACACACGUGAAGAUGUCAAUGAAUGUCUUGAAAGCCCAGGAAUUUGCUCCAGUGGUCACUGCAUCAACACUGAUGGAUCGUUUCGCUGCGAGUGCCCCAUGGGCUACAACCUGGAUUUCACAGGAGUGCAUUGCAUAGAUACAGAUGAAUGUUCCAUUGGCAACCCCUGUGGAAAUGGAACGUGCACUAACGUGGUUGGCAGCUUUGAGUGCAGCUGUCACGAAGGGUUUGAGCCAGGCCCAAUGAUGAAUUGUGAAGAUAUCAACGAGUGUGCUCAGAACCCCCUGCUCUGUGCCUUCCGCUGUAUCAACACUUAUGGUUUCUAUGAAUGCACCUGCCCAGUGGGAUAUGAGCUAAGGGAAGACCAAAAGAUGUGCAAAGAUCUGGAUGAGUGUGCUGAAGGUCUCCAUGACUGUGAAUCAAGAGGCAUGAUCUGCAAAAAUCUGAUUGGUACCUUCGUGUGCAUUUGUCCUCCUGGGAUGACCCAGAGGCCUGAUGGAGAAGGAUGCACAGAUGAAAACGAGUGCCGCUCCAAGCUGGGUGUCUGUGAAAACGGGCGUUGUGUGAAUGUUGUUGGCAGCUACAGAUGUGAAUGUAACGAAGGAUUCCUGUCAAGUCCAUCAGGCACUGAGUGUCUUGAUAACCGCCGGGGGUUUUGCUUUGCUGAGGUUCUGCAGACCAUGUGCCAGAUGGGCUCGAGCAGCCAGAACCUUGUCACCAGGUCCGAGUGCUGCUGUGACGGGGGCCGGGGCUGGGGGAACCAGUGCAGGCUCUGCCCCCUCCCCGGAACCUCCCAGUACAAGAAACUCUGUCCACAUGGAUCAGGCUACACCACAGAUGGAAGAGAUAUUGAUGAGUGUAAGGUCCUGCCAAACCUGUGCAGGAAUGGGCAGUGCAUUAACACCAUGGGCUCCUUCCGGUGCUUUUGCAAAGCUGGCUAUACCACUGACAUAACUGGCACAUCUUGUAAUGAUCUUGAUGAGUGCUCCCAGUCCCCCAGACCAUGCAAUUUUAUCUGCAAGAACUCAGAAGGGAGCUAUCAAUGCUCAUGUCCCCGGGGCUAUGUGCUUCAGGAAGAUGGAAAGACAUGUAAAGAUCUUGAUGAAUGUCAAACCAAACAACACAAUUGUCAGUUUCUCUGUGUCAACACCCUUGGAGGCUUCACAUGCAAAUGUCCACCUGGUUUUACACAACAUCACACAGCUUGUAUUGAUAACAAUGAAUGUGGUUCUCAUCCAACACUGUGUGGAUCAAAAGGAAUUUGUCAAAACACUCCUGGAAGUUUUACCUGUGAAUGUCAAAGGGGAUUUUCACUGGAUUCUACUGGAUUAAACUGUGAAGAUGUGGAUGAGUGUGAUGGAAACCACAGGUGCCAGCACGGCUGUCAGAACAUCCUGGGUGGAUACAGAUGUGGGUGCCCACAAGGAUUUGUCCAGCACUACCAGUGGAAUCAGUGUGUUGAUGAAAACGAAUGCUCCAAUCCUCACAUGUGUGGCUCUGCUUCUUGCUACAACACCCUGGGAAGUUACAGGUGUGUCUGCCCAUCGGGGUUCUCCUAUGACCAGUUCUCCCAUGCCUGCCACGAUGUGAACGAGUGCUCUUCUGCCAAGAACCCCUGCAGUUAUGGCUGCUCCAACACCGAGGGUGGUUACCUCUGUGGCUGCCCACCUGGCUAUUACAGAGUUGGACAAGGACACUGUGUCUCGGGGAUGGGAUUUAACAAAGGCCAGUACCUGCCACUGGAUGGAGAUGCUGAUAAAGAAAAUGCUUUGUCCCCUGAAGUGUGUUAUGAGUGCAAAAUCAAUGGCUACUCCAAAAAAGACAGCAGGAAGAAGAGAAGUGCUAACACUGAGCGGGUGAGCUGGGGAAGCCUGGAGAGUCCCCUGAAGGUGCGAGUGGCCAUGUCCAGGCUGGGCGGCCGGGAGCCCAUCCUGGAGCUGCGGCCGGCCCUGGGGCGCCGCGUGCGCUACGCCAUCGCCCGCGGCAGCCGGCGCGGAACCUUCUGGAUGCUCCUGAGGGACGGCGCCGGCCGCCUGCACGCCGCCAGGGGCCGGGCGGCACGCGGGCUGCACGCCCUGGACAUCACCAGCACGGCCGUGCCUGAGGAGGACGGAAGGCCGCAGGGCGGCCAUGGGGGCGGCGGCGCCCGAGGAGAAGCCCUCAGGGUGCGGCUGUGGCUGCACCUCUACUAGUGCUGUUCUCCAGACUUCCUUGUGUCCACACACCCCGCAACAGCUGUUUGCAAGGAGAACCCGCCGGGAAAAGUGUGUUUUGGGAGAGGACGGCAGAGGGGAAGAGCCCUUCUUUCCAUCCUGCCAACGCUGGAGGGUGACUUCAAACCCUGCCAAAACUUCUACUUACAAGGGCAAAUCAUGGUUACUGUGUCUUUUAUAUAACCUCGAUUUGAAGUGUAUUUUAAAAGCUAAAGUUCAAGAAGUCAUCAUAUGGCACUAAAUGGUACAAAAAAAUGUGAGCUUUUUUUUUUUUUUUUCUUGUUAGCAAUCUGUAACACUUUGGGUAUUUUGCUAUAGUUCCUAAUGAGAAAAAAAAUUAUAGAAGUUUAUUUAUUUUUAAUGCAGUAAUAUAUGGAAAAAAAAUAACAAAUUAUGUAAACAAAAGGGAAACUUUCUUGUUUUUCUUUAGUUUUAUAAAUUUGAGGUAUAACAUUUUAGAGGUACUUUUGUAAUCAAGAAAAAAAGUAGAUUUGAAAGAUGGUUUCUUUUCUAUUUGGACCAGCAUCUAAACAGUAUUAAGUAAUUCUAAAAUAUAUCAGAGCUGAACCAUCAGUGUAGUAGGAUAUUCUGAAGUGGGAGAUUGUAAAGUGUCCACAUAGUAGGAUAUUCUAAGGUGCUCUUGCAAAAAAAAAAGGGGAAAAAAAGUCAUAGAGGACAAG